Durusdinium trenchii is the source of this 6855-nucleotide messenger RNA. The record is from the annotation of a GenBank genome assembly. NCBI's taxonomy places the organism in Eukaryota, Dinophyceae, Suessiales, Symbiodiniaceae.
AGAGUCUGUAGAGAUUCCUUGCAGGGGCGGAUCUUUCUAGCUUUCGAAUCUUGCCAGAGAAUUGUGAGCUUGCCUUUGAAAGUGCGCUCGCAGUAAGCAAGAGCAAGGUCCAUCCAGGACAAUGUUGCCAGUUUUCAAGGAUGAUCCUCAUCUCUGCUCGCAUGAAUCUCGCGUCAUGCACCGCAUCAAUGCUUUCCGUGGCUGGAAGGAAGAGUUCAGGAGGAAUGAGGGCGGAAUUGAUCAAUUUGCUGAAGGAUACAAUACCUUCGGAUUUCAGAGGCAUGAGUUGGAGCACAAGUGGACAUUCACAGAGUGGCUCCCAGAAGCGCGAAAAGCGUUUCUCAUUGGCGACUUCAACAAUUGGGAGAACACGCAUCCCUUGCAACCAGGUGAAUUUGGCCGUUGGAGCAUUGAUUUGCCCGACAAGAAAGAUGGAAAAUGGGCUGUGCCUCACAGGUCCCAAUUUCGUUUGAGAAUACAGACAGAGUGUGGCACUGUGGAGCGUGUCCCCGCUUGGACCAAAUUGGCACGGCAGAACCUUGACGUGAAUGUUCUCAACGGUGUCAUGUGGGAGCCGCCUCCUUCAGCACGCUACAGGAUGAGACAUGCAAGGCCUCAUCGCCCGGAGAAUUUGAAAAUCUAUGAGGCUCACUUAGGUAUUGCAGGUAGGGAAGAGCGAACUCACUCGUAUCUGGAGUUCAAGGAAAUCCUACCUCGGAUCAAACGCCUAGGCUACAACGCCCUCCAGAUCAUGGCUGUUGCUGAGCAUGCAUCCCACAGCUCUUUUGGCUAUGAGGUGACAAACUUUUUUGCUCCCUGCAGCCGAUUCGGUACCCCAGAAGAACUCAAGGAGCUGGUUGACACAGCCCACGCUUAUGGCUUGACUGUCCUUAUGGACUUGGCUCAUUCGCACUGCUCCUCAAAUCAGAUCGAUGGGAUUGCAGCCAUGGAUGGCACAGACAAUUGUUACACGCAUCGUGGUCACAAGGGCAAGCAGGAACAAUGGGGUGCUUCGCUCUUUGACUACAGCAAAUAUGAAGUCCUGCGUUUCUUGCUAUCCAACCUGCGAUGGUGGAUUGAGGAGUAUGGCUUUGACGGCUUUCGCUUUGGAGGAGUUACCAGUAUGUUGUACAUUUCCCAUGGAAUCGGAAAGCGCUUUGGCCACGACUACCACCAGUACUUUGGAGGAGAUGCUGACAUUGAGUCAGGCACCUACCUGAUGCUGGCAAACUAUUUGGUCAAGAGGCUGUUGCCUAGAUCAGGAUUGACGAUCGCUGAGGAUUCUUCAGGGAUGCCAACCCUGUGCCGAGCAGUCGAUGAUGGUGGCUUUGGUUUUGACUACUGCCUCUCGGUGAACAUCCCUGGUAUGUGGACCAAAAUGCUGCAGGAGCAGCCUGAUGAGACUUGGAGUGUUAGCCGCGUUGUCAAAGCUUUGCAGAAAAGAAGGUUCAAGGAACCGUGUAUCGCUUUUUCAGAAUCCUACGCCCAGGCUAUGAUAGGAUCAAAGACACUUGCCUCUUGCUUGAUGGAUGCGGAAAUGUAUGCCCACAUGAGCAUCAAGGGGCCACAGAGUAUGGUCAUCGAUCGCGGGCUCGCGUUACACAAGAUGAUCAGGCUGGUCUCCAUGGCAUUGGGGGGAGAGGGAUAUCUCAAUUUCAUUGGCAACGAGUUUGCACACCCUGACUAUGUGGAACUUCCGUCGCAAGACAACGGUUGGAGUUUCAGAAAUGCAAUUCGUCGCUUUGAUCUUCCUGAUGCUGAAGAUCUUAAGUACAAGUUCUUCGAGGCCUUUGAUGAAGCCAUGCUGGCCUUGGACAAUCGCUUCCAGUUCAUGGCGUCGCCUCGCAGCUUUUGCUCCCGAAAGGAUGACUCGGACAAGGUCAUUGCUUUCGAGCAUGGAGACUGCCUUUUUGUCUUCAACUUCCACCCAUCAACUUCCUACACGGACUACCGCGUGGGCCACUCCUGGAAUGAGAGUUUGCGAGUUGUGCUAGAUUCCGACGCUGCAUGCUUUGGUGGUCAGAACCGCCUGUCGCGUGAGCGAUCCCUUCCACCUUUGGAUGGAUGGGACUCGAGGUACCAUUCGACCGAAUUGUUCCUUCCAAGCAGAACGGCACAGGUGCUUGUCCGAGAAUCGCUAGUACAAGGAGGAGUGACUGUGCUCUUGGGUACCGGGCCAACUUCAGCUUGGCCCUUCCCGGCAGGAGAGCUGCUCUUGGCGCCAGUGGAUGCUGAUGGCACCAUUUCCAAGGCGUUGAACUUUACGACCUCCCAGGGAAGGCUGUCUGUGAAAUUGCCUGGUCCCACUGCUUUUAAGGUCUACUGGGAGGUGCAAAAGGGUGGCGUGACAAGGGGGUCUCGCCUGCGAAAUCAAGGGGCCACGAAGGUGAAGCUCCCGUUUGCUUUGGAGACCUUCCGGGUCUACUUUCCUGGCACUUAUGUCCUUGACCAUUUAGGAAAUUUGAAAUGUGUUGGCGACGCCACGGACGAGGGCGAUGGAGUGCCUCAAGGGUGCAAAGACGCACCCACCUGCCUGAGCAGACCCCAGUAUGUUCGAGCAAAGUCCCAGAAGCUUUUGGCACCGUCCGAAAUGCCAGAGGAGCCAAACAUUGAAGCUGCAUCGCACAAUGUCCCGGACAGUUGGAUUGAUGUGAGAUCUCCAAAGCUCUCGCGGCAUGGACACAAGGACCAUUCCACGCAGCAAAAGGAGGUUCCUGCACAGGAGGCCACACAUGAAGCUUCGCAUGAGGUGCAAGCUGAAGAUGUGUUGGAUGGAGUGGAGGAGAUGAUCGAUGCCGAUGCUGAGCCCCAGCCAGAAGUCGAAGAAGAACCCACGGUUGCUGAGUCUCCAGAGAAGGCAGAGAAGGACAGCCAACACUCUCGCGUCCUUCUGAAGGAGAAUGAAGACGAUGCGGCCACAGAAGGGCAUCAAGAAGCUGUCAACAGAGAUGAAGAAGUGCACAAGGGGCGGCAUAUCUUCCAGUCCCAGGUCGUGUCUGGCUUUAAGGAGCCAGAGGAGAUGCCACAAGCUCCAAGCGCCGAGAUGGCUUUGCCACAAGAGGAGAUGUCAAAGGUGGCAAACCCUACGGACGAAAUCCAGGAAAGUCUGGAGGAGCCUCAGGAGCAGGUUCAGGAGCUGUCUGGAGGUGCUGAGGCGCCACAGGCAGUGCAUCUUGAGAGGUCUGAAGUGGCAGAGCCUCUGGUAGAGCCUAAGAUGCCCCAAGCCAGCGAGGUCGUGACAUAUGUAGCCAAAGCACAACAGGAAGCGCCAAAGCAGCGUCGAAGAUCGCAAAAGGCUAGAGAUGCUGCCGCUGCAAAGGUCGAGGGCCAGAUGCCAAGACGGCGUUCCAAGACUAAGAAGGACUUCAAACCGCCUGUGUUGCAGGCUUCCGAUCUUGCCUGGUUGCAAGGAGUUCGAAAAGUGCCACUGCAGCAGUCUAGUGCAUCAUCAGCAUCAUCAAGACAAGUACAUUCAGAGUCGGAGCCGCAGGUACAAGAGGCACAAAAGCGCGACUCCCAGAAGGAUGCCUGCGAUUUCCUUGCCAUGUUCCCUGCGACAGAAACCUUAACAAGAGAGGCUGUAAAGGCAAGCGAGAGUGAGCCAGAGCAAAAACCGGUGCUUUGUCAGCGCAAAGGUUCCUUGUCCUUGCUGGCAGAGUCAUCCAAGGGGAGUGAAGGACCAGAUAUGCAGUCGUCCGACAAGCAGGAGACAAAACCCGUGCUUUGUCAGCACAAAGGUUCCAUGUCCCUGCUGCCGGAGUCAUCCAAGGCGAGUGAAGGAACAGAUUGGCAAUCGGAUAAGCAGGAGACAAAACCCGUGCUUUGUCAGCACAAAGUGAGUGAAGGAACAGAUUUGCAGUCGGAAAAGCAGGCCUCCAGAUCGAAAGUGGAUUCUAGACAGGAUGCUUCAAGGUCGCACUCACGGAGAAGGAGAAGGCGAUCACGCAAGGAGCAAACGACCCGAUCGAGGUCCCAGCGAAAGGACAAAGAGGAGGAACAACUUAAGGCAAUGCACGCUGCAAGGAUGAAGGCUUUGGAAGAAGAGGCUGCUGCAAUGCAGGCCACUCGCUUAAAGGCGCUGGAGGAGGAGCAUGCUGCAGCCAUGCAGGCGGCGAGGAUUAAGGCACUUCAAGAAGAGCAGGCUGCAAAGAGAAAGGCUUUGGAAGAGGCGCAGGCCGCGCGAAUGCAGCUUGAGGCAGAGGAGGCGGCUAUCCGAAAAGCGGAAGAGCUAAAACAAAAUGCAGCUGCUGCAGCUGCUUUGCAGGCAGCGAAGACAAAAGCCAUGCAGGUGGCCCAGGCCGAGCAGGCGACAAGGGCUUACGCGCAAGUCCCUCAGGAUCCGCCUGCACUACUGAUGCAUCCAAAGGGCUCCAUGUCACUCGUUGCAGAGCCAGAGGCUCCCAAGGCUCCACAGCAGGAAGCCUGCCAGGUAAGUCUAGCCGCUGCUAAGGCUCGCCAAGUUGCGCAGCCGAAAUUUGCCAGAGGGGCUCCAAGAUCUUCCAAAUCGUUGCCACCACGAAAAGAGGUGCCGGUGGACGAGUGCCCAAGAGUGACCAACACCUUCAUGCCGCACCAGGUCCAACAGGCUCAGACAAGGCUGAUGGAGGAACCACCAAUGCUGAACUACAGAUCUAAGCAGGGAUCCUUUUCUUUGCUGCCCGAUUUGGAUGCCAAACAGUGCCGAAUAGAGGAGGUGUUUGCCGCUCUGGAGGCGGAGCACACGGACCUGCCGCAGGACGAAGUGCAGGAGGCGUCAAGCCUCUCGCUUCCUGAUGGGGUUGAGGUGCAGCAAACAGACAAAGACAGCAAGGAGGGACACACGACACCAACAUCUGGGACGCAGACCCCCAAGACGAAGGCAGUCUCUGAUGCCAACUCUGAUUCUGGGCCAGACUACAUGGAACGAGUCUUUUCCCUGUCAGCCUUGGAUUCGCUUCUCCAAGAUCCAGAAGGCAAAGCAGAACUACGACAUCAAUUGGAGCUUGAUGAACUUGAGGACAAAAGACCAAAGUACACCAGCCACCACUUGUCCAGGCCUGUGGUAGUUGUCUCAUCAGAAGUGAAUCCUUGGUCAAAGACUGGCGGUCUUGCAAUGGUGGCCGGUUCCUAUGGCUACGAGUUUGCCAUGAGGGGACAUCGUACCAUGGUGGUCUCCCCGCGCUAUGCUGCGUAUGAUGGUGCCCACUACAUUGGCUACACAAAAGUUUGGCUUGACGGAAGGGAACAUGAAGUGCAAUUUUUCCACCUUUACCAAGACCUUGGUGAUGGCAAUGGCACAGACUACAUCUUUGUGAGCCAUGAGUGCUUCUCUCGUGGAGGUUUGUAUUGUGAUCCCAAGGAUGGCAAAGAAUACCCAGACAACCUCUUCCGUUUCUCCCUCCUGACGGUGGCAGCACUUGAAGCCCCACUAAUCUUGAACAUCAGGGGCAGCACCUUUGGCCAGGAUGUUCUCUUCAUCGCGAACGACUGGCAGACAGGGUUGUUGCCAGUGUAUCAUUUGUACAAGUACCGGCGGAACAACACCUACAGGAACUCCAGGUGCAUGUUUGUGAUCCACAACAUCGGCUAUCAGGGCAAGUACCGUUUGAGCAAGUUCCCCAUCGACAGCUAUCUUGGACUCCCACCAGAGGCCGUCGAAUACUUGCAGGGUGAGGACUUGAACCUGGGCAAUGACUGCAUGAACUUGCUGUCAGCUGCAUGUUUGGCGUCCGACAGGGUCCUCACAGUCUCACCAAACUAUGCCGCAGAGAUCCAGUCUCCAGAAGGUGGUCAAGGGCUGCAUCAGAUUCUGCAAGACAAGGGCCGACAAAAUCGCAUGGCUGGCAUUCUCAACGGUAUUGCAGAUGAAUGGAAUCCGAAGACAGACCCCCACAUUCCAGUGAACUAUGGCCUUAGGACCUUUGAAGAAGGGAAAGCUGCAUGCAAAAAGGACCUGCAGCGAUCCUUAGGCUUGCACGAAGAUCCAGGUGCAGCUCUCAUUGGCUUUUGCGGGCGAUUGUGCUACCAAAAGGGUGUCCAUCUCAUUACGCAGAUCAUUCCGUGGUUGCUGACCUACGAAGCAAGCGGUGUGCUGGGACGCGUUCAAGUCAUCCUUAUGGGAAAAGGUGAAGACACCUAUGCCUCCCAGUUGUCGAAUGCAGAGAACCACAACAAGGGAAGGGUAUGUGGCUACGUGGGAUUUGAUCCCAAGAUUGAACACCGAAUGUUGGCAGGUUGCGACUUCCUUUUGAUGCCAUCCCAAUACGAGCCGUGCGGCCUUCCCCAGAUGUAUGCGCAAGCAUAUGGAACGGUGCCAGUCGUACACGAAACUGGAGGCCUGAAGGAUUCUGUCUUGGGACUCUGGGAUGAGCAGAGAGACCGGGAGACUGCAACAGGGUUCCUGUUCUGCGGCUUUGAUGAGAAUCAUUUGAAGGAACGCAUGUAUCAGGCACUUGAAGUCUACCACAAGAAGCAGGACCUUUUUAAGCAAAUCCAGAUGAAUGGCUUGCGGACAAACUACUACUGGCCACAGGCGAUUGAUGAGUACGAGCGUCAAAUUGACUGGACACUUGACAAUGAUUUGGCUGCGAGCUAGUGCUCCAGAAAACCUUUGCGCCUUUGUGUAUGUUGUCCGAGAGAGCCAUUCGGUGAUUCAGGGUGUUCCUCCAAGAUGUAUAUAUAUAUAUGAGUACUCCAAGGUUCCUUCCAUGUUUGACGACAAAGCAAAGACUGGACUGGAGGAAGUCCCGCACAGUGCCCUAGGGCAAUUCAUUGUCAUAGAGUCUACCGCACAGCCAGGCAGGCAACAAUUGCGGUGACGCAGUGCAAGCUCACUGCGCCUUGUGUUGAUACCACGUUUAUGCCCUUUUGUCCAGG